Molecule: messenger RNA, 690 nt
Organism: Cheilinus undulatus (humphead wrasse)
Lineage: Eukaryota; Metazoa; Chordata; Actinopteri; Labriformes; Labridae
Product: myosin phosphatase Rho-interacting protein-like
Exons: 7
Coding region: 1-690 (229 amino acids)
Biological process (GO): actin filament organization
Cellular component (GO): actin cytoskeleton
Molecular function (GO): actin filament binding
Source: RefSeq, a predicted model, not a curated record
AUGAUUGCUUCUUGGGAAGAACUGCAGUCCAUCCAGAGAGAACUGGAGGUGUUGUCAGAGCAGUACUCUCAGAAAUGUCUAGAAAAUGCUCACCUGGCUCAGGCCCUGGAGGCUGAGCGGCAGGCGCUCAGGCAGUGUCAGAGAGAGAACCAGGAGCUAAAUGCUCACAACCAGGAGUUAAAUAACCGGCUGACAGCAGAGAUUACUCGGAUGCGCUCCUGUUUCAGCGGUGAAACUGCUCCGUCCACACUUACCCAGGGCAAGGAUGUGUAUGAAUUAGAGGUGUUGCUACGAAUUAAAGAGUCAGAAAUCCAGUAUCUCAAAGAGGAAAUUCACUCUUUGAAAGAUGAACUGCAGUCUGCUUUAAGGGACAAGAAAUAUGCCACAGACAAAUAUAAGGACAUCUACACGGAGCUCAGCAUUGUGAAGGCAAAAGCUGACUGUGAUAUCAGCAAACUGAAGGAAAAACUUCUGAUCGCCACAGAAGCUUUAGGCGAAAGGACUGUGGACGGAUCAGUCACAUCUGGAUAUGAUAUAAUGAAAUCAAAAAGCAAUCCUGAUUUCAUGAAAAAGGAACAAUCAUCAACCUCCAGGCAAUCAAGAGGUGUACGAUCGAAGAGCCUGAAAGAGGGACUAACUGUGCAGGAGCAUAUGAAGCUUUUUGAAGUGAAAGAUUCCAAAAAUAUUUAA